AUGGUUGAGCAGGCUAAGGAGACUGCCAAAGACCCUGGCUACUAUUCCACGGCGCAGUUCAAUAACCGUGAUGCCCUUGUCGGGUACGAAGCUAUAGGCCGGGAGUUAUUAGAGCAGAUUCCCUCGGGGAUUGACGCCUUCUGCGGGACCGUUAGCGGCGCGGGCAUGGUCAUGGGUUCUUCGAAGGUUCUAAAGUCGAAGUGGCCUCAUGUUCAUGUCGUUGUCCUCGAACCGGCUUCGUCGCCGGUUAUCACGGAGCGUCGGACGGGGACGCAUGGCGUCGAGGGGAUUGGAAUUGGGUUCCGCCCCCCUCAUCUCGAUGAUAGCCUCUACGAUGAAGCCCGCGCUGUUCCGGAGGCUGAUGUGCCGUCGUCUUGCAAAGGAAGAAGGGCUCCUAGUGAGCACUUCUACCGUCCGUUUGACAUUGAAAUGCGCUCACUUCACUUUCUCAGUGUCGCCAGCCUCGCUGCAGGCUUGGCUACACCGGGCGCCGAGUCACUGCCUACUGCUAUUAUCGAUUCAGGCGCCAUCGUUGGAACAACGACUUCCCUGCCCUAUUCGACAGCCGUUGUGAGACAAUACUUGGGCGUUCCGUUCGCUGCGCCGCCGGUCCGAUUCAGUCCCCCCAAGCCUGUGGCUCCAUGGCCCGGAAUGCGCAACGCAACCACGUGGGGACCAGUCUGCAUUCAAAUGAUGAAUCAAGAAUCGAAAGACUAUUACGACAUGGUUGGCAUUGGGGACCCCUUAGGCGGGGAGAGCGAGGACUGUCUAAACCUCAAUGUCUUUACUCCGGCGGACGCGUCGGCAGGGUCUAAGCCUGUGCUGGUUUGGAUCUAUGGCGGCGGUUUUAUUAACGGGGGCUCCGCUCUGCCGAUCUAUGAUGCUACGAGUCUUGUUGCCAACCAGGACGUCGUGGUAGUGACAUUUAACUAUCGGACGAAUGUGUUUGGAUUCCCCGGGAGUGGUGUUCCCGAAGAAGAAAAGAAUCUGGGAUUUCUGGAUCAACGUCUCGCCCUAGACUGGGUGCAACGUAAUAUUGCCGGCUUCGGAGGCAACCCAUUCCAAGUGACUAUCUUUGGCGAGAGCGCUGGCGGAGGCAGCGUCGAUACACUUAUCACAUCGCCCCCCAAUCCACUCUCUUUCCGUGCAGCAAUCAUAGAAUCGAAUCAGGGGUCAAUUGUAGCCCCUCUAGACGAUAAGGCAGGAUCAUACCGCCAGUCAUGGAAGAAACUCCUCAACCUGACGCACUGCUCUGCGGAUGGCGCUAUCGAAUGUCUUCGCAAACUCCCUGCUCAGAAGAUCAAAAGGAUUCUUGAAACGGCCGAUCUGCCAUUUGGACCUCUUCCUGAUGUGGGCGUCACGAUGUCGAACACGCCGCGACAAGACAGACUCCAUUCCAGCGAGGGUAGCUCGACUAUCGCGCGAGUCCCGGUUUUGUUCGGCAACAACGCAGAUGAGGCAAAGCCCUAUCUCAUCGGAGCUAACGACACUCGCAAGACCCUCGAAGGAUUCGGGCUGGGUAAGUUCGCAGACACGCUGAUCAAAGCGUAUCCUCUCGGGCAACCCGGUACGCACACUGAGAAUGACCGGCUUAAUCUCAUCGCCAACGACCUGGGUGUGCACUGCCCGAUGAAGUUCUACGCCGAUGACAAUCUGGAAGUAGAUAUCCCCGCUUGGAGGUAUUUCUUCAACGCUAGCUUUCCUAAUAACGAACUAUUCCCUGGUAGCGGGGCAUACCACAUGGCUGAAAUUCCCCUGGUUUUUGGCACUUAUGAGAAGAAUGGGGCCACCGAAUUCCAAGCUAAAGUCAGUCAGGCUAUGCAGAAGGCAUGGGCGGACUUUGCCAAAGACCCAUUUGGAGGGCCAGGAUGGAAGGGGGUUCCCACGGUCGGGGUGUUUGGGGAUGGCGUGAAAGAGGGCAUGAAUGAAGAGGGAAAGAAGGCUUUGAGGGCGGUUAGCUCGAAGGAUAUGAAUCGGAGAUGUCACCUUUAUGAGCCGAUAUAUGGAUGA
Molecule: messenger RNA, 2010 nt
Organism: Aspergillus affinis
Lineage: Eukaryota; Fungi; Ascomycota; Eurotiomycetes; Eurotiales; Aspergillaceae
Product: putative carboxylesterase hlo
Exons: 3
Coding region: 1-2010 (669 amino acids)
Molecular function (GO): cholinesterase activity
Source: RefSeq, a predicted model, not a curated record